Erinaceus europaeus (western European hedgehog) is the source of this 4944-nucleotide messenger RNA. It is a transcript of the gene WNK4, whose product is annotated as WNK lysine deficient protein kinase 4. Gene Ontology annotation, molecular function: potassium channel inhibitor activity; protein serine/threonine kinase activity; chloride channel inhibitor activity. The transcript has 18 exons. NCBI's taxonomy places the organism in Eukaryota, Metazoa, Chordata, Mammalia, Eulipotyphla, Erinaceidae. The coding region runs from base 945 to 4688 and encodes 1247 amino acids. Gene Ontology annotation, cellular component: cytoplasm; cytosol. The record is from RefSeq and is a predicted model, not a curated record. Gene Ontology annotation, biological process: monoatomic ion homeostasis; protein phosphorylation; intracellular signal transduction.
GGGAGAGAGCUCAUGGUCUCUCCGUAAAAGAACAGGUCCUCCAGUGCUGGUGGGCUCCAGUGAAGAGCCUGUAGCUAGUUAUUUGCUGGGUGGACGGUGCCGUGGAGCGCUGAUGGAACACAGCUUGGGGACAGACUGCUUUCCAUCUCCGGAAUAAUUAAGUAGUAUUCCCCAUCUAUUCUGAAGCCCCUCCCUCUCCCCAUAUGGCCUGGGUGGGGUAGUUGAAGCCAAGGGGAGCUGAGGGGGGGAGUAAGCCGGAUAUGAACUUUGGUUUAUUGGGAACUUUGGCAAACAGAAGGGGGAGGAAGGAGAGCCCACAAAGUAAAAACAGUUGCUCUGGCCCGGACUAGACUGUGGUCAAGGUAGAGGGGUGGAAGGAAUGGGUGACCGGGUCCUUGGAUUGAGGGAAGUGCUUGUCCUUCAUGCUGCGGGGGUGGGGGGUGGGGCGAGGGGGCAGCGGCUUCAUGGGCUUUGGCCUCUGUGUGAUCGGCCUGGGGCUACUCUGGAGUUUAGGAGCGGGUGGCACUACCUUAUCUGGCUGGUGGCAACCUCUCUGAGCCCCCGCACCCCCCUUUCUGGAACCGGUCACAUUUCCUCACUCGGCCACUCAGGGCCCCCCUUCCUGAUCCUGUCCACCGGCACAAACAGGUUUGCGGGAGGACGCGCUACCACCUCAUACCCAGCUCUCCUGGAAGAGAGAGCGAGGGCCUGCUUAAGGGAGUUGGGGGGAGGGAGGGGUGGGGCGAAGUCGGGGGCGGGGCAGCUGCAGAGGUGAGGGGCUGCCCUGGAACCCGCUAUGCUCACCCUCCGAGGGGGCGGCCCUGGGGGGUAAAGGCGGGGUUCUCCGGGGGCGGGGCCAGGGGUUGGGGCCCCAGUUGCUCAGCCAGAGCACUGCGUACUGGGCCAGUCCGCCUGGCUUGCCGCCUUGUGUGCAGCCCUUCCUUAUGCUGGCCCCUCGGGCCGCAGAGACCACGGCCCCCAUGUCUCAGGCGGAGGCCGACCUGGCCCUGCGGCCGCUGCUCCCUCUCACCACUGCUGGGCCGCCUCGCUUAGGCCCCCCUCCUCGCCGGGUUCGCCGCUUCUCCGGGAAGGCUGAGCCCCGGCCGCGCUCCUCUCGAGUCAGCCGCCGCAGCUCCGUCGAUCUAGGGCUUCUGAGCUCUUGGUCUCAGCCAACUUCGACUGUUCUGGAGACGCCUGAUCUUCCGGAUGCCGCUGACCCCUGCCUAGCGAGGAGCCCACCGCCUAGCUCCGAAAAGCCCCCCGAGUGCACAUGGACCGAGGGCGACCUGGUUAAGGCUGCGGAGUCAUCAGGUCCGGAGCUCCCGGGCUCUGCUGGAGGCCCUGGGUCCGGGGAAGCACCAAGGGUCUCAGAAGCUGUGGCCAGGGAGCGGCAGCGGGAGCAGGAGGAAAAGGAGGACACAGAAACCCAGGCUGUGGCAACAUCCCCAGACGGCCGAUACCUUAAGUUUGACAUCGAAAUUGGACGUGGCUCAUUCAAGACCGUGUAUCGAGGGCUGGACACUGACACCACUGUGGAGGUGGCCUGGUGUGAACUGCAGACACGAAAGCUGUCUCGAGCGGAGCGGCAGAGGUUUUCAGAGGAGGUGGAGAUGCUCAAGGGGCUGCAGCACCCCAACAUCGUCCGCUUCUAUGACUCAUGGAAGUCAGUGCUGAGGGGCCAGGUUUGCAUCGUGCUGGUCACCGAACUCAUGACCUCGGGCACGCUCAAGACAUACCUGAGGCGGUUCCGUGAGAUGAAGCCAAGAGUCCUCCAGCGCUGGAGCCGCCAAAUCCUGAGGGGGCUUCAUUUCCUACACUCCCGGGUACCCCCCAUCCUGCACCGGGAUCUCAAAUGCGACAAUGUCUUCAUUACUGGCCCUUCAGGCUCUGUCAAGAUCGGGGACCUGGGCCUGGCCACGCUCAAACGAGCCUCUUUUGCUAAGAGCGUCAUCGGGACCCCGGAGUUCAUGGCUCCAGAAAUGUACGAGGAAAAGUACGAUGAGGCAGUGGACGUGUAUGCUUUUGGCAUGUGCAUGCUGGAGAUGGCCACUUCGGAGUACCCUUAUUCCGAGUGCCAGAAUGCUGCCCAAAUCUACCGCAAGGUCACUUCGGGCACGAAGCCCAACAGCUUCUACAAGGUGAAGAUGCCAGAGGUGAAGGAGAUCAUUGAAGGCUGUAUACGCACGGAUAAGAAUGAGAGGUUCACCAUCCAGGACCUGCUUGCUCACGCCUUCUUCCGGGAGGAGCGUGGCGUGCAUGUGGAGCUGGCAGAGGAGGACGACGGCCAGAAGCCGGGCCUCAAGCUCUGGCUGCGGAUGGAGGACGCAAGGCGCGGGGGCCGGCCGCGAGACAACCAGGCCAUCGAGUUCCUCUUCCAGCUGGGUCGGGAUGCGGCUGAGGAGGUGGCACAGGAGAUGGUGGCCCUGGGCUUAGUCUGUGAAGCUGACUACCAACCAGUGGCCCGUGCAGUUCGGGAACGGGUUGCUGCCAUCCAGCGAAAGCGGGAGAAGCUACGCAAAGCUAGGGAGUCAGAAGCCCUACCCCCUGUGCCAGGACCCCCACCAGCAACUGUCCCCAUGGCUCCUGGUCCCCGAGGUGUCUUUCCCCCUGAGUCGGAGGAGCCAGAGGCAGAUCAGCACCAGCCCUUCCUCUUCCGCCAUACCAGCUACUCAUCUACCACCUCGGAUUGUGAGACUGAUGGCUACCUCAGCUCUUCUGGCUUCCUUGAUGCCUCAGACCCUGCCCUGCAGCCCCCUAGGGAGGUGCCGUCCAGCCCAGCGGAGUCCCACCUCUGCCUGCCCUCGGCUUUUGCCUUAUCCAUUCCACGCUCUGGCCAAGGCAGUGACUUUUCAGCUGGAGACAAUUACGCCUCAGGUGCAGCAUCAGGCCUUAGUGAUGCAGGAGAAGGGAUGGGACGAGUGAGAAGACCCACAGGGAAAAAUCUUCGUCGCAGACCACGAUCUCGGCUUCGGGUCACUAGUGUCUCAGACCAGAGCGACAGAGUGGUUGAGUGCCAGCUACAGACACACAACAACAAGAUGGUGACCUUUCGAUUCGAUCUGGAUGGGGACAGUCCAGAAGAGAUUGCAGCUGCCAUGGUAUAUAAUGAGUUCAUUCUGCCCUCGGAACGAGCUGGAUUCCUGAACCGGAUUCAGGAGAUUAUCCAGAGAGUGGAGACCCUUUUGAAGAGAAAUACUGGAACUGUGGAGGCUGCUAAAGACCCUCUGGGCCCCCAGGAGGAGCCAGGACAGUUGUCUGCCUUCCAGACCCCCCUCCCAGACCCACCCACUGAACUCUCAAGCAGCAUUUCCCAGGAACAGAAGAGCUGGGCAGACUUCUCCACCUCCCCAUCUUCUCCUGGAACCCCACUGUCUCCCUUAACUCCGUUUUCCCCUGGAACCCCCAUUUUCCAAAGUUCCAUUUUCCCCAUCAUGUCCCCCCCAUGUCAUCCCAGCCCCUGCCUUUUCUCUCCAAUUUCUUCUCAGGUUUCCCCCAACUUGUCUCCACACACCUCCAGCUCUCCACUCCCAUUCUCCCCCAAUGCAACCCAGUUCCCAAGCCCAUCCUCUCACUUUCCCCACAAUUCUCUCCUCCCCAGCUCUCCACCCACACUCUCUCCCAGUUGUUCCCAGGUCACUUUGGCUCCUCCUUCCUUUCUUCCAUGUCCCUCUGCUCCUCCCCUCCCCUCCACAACAGCGGCUCCUCUCCUCUCUCUGGCUAGUGCCUUCUCGCUGGCUGUGAUGACUGUGGCCCAGUCCUUGCUAGCCCCCUCACCUGGGCUCCUUUCCCAGUCUCCUGCAGCCCCUCCAGGUCCCCUACCAAGCCUACCCCCACCUCCUCCCCCUGCUCCUUUUGACCAAGAGAGGUCUUCACCCUUGACAGCUGAGAUGGAAAGUGAGGCCUCUCCAAACCCUCCUCGACCACUCCUUGGUGAAGCUAGACUGGCACCCAUCACUGAAGAGGGAAAGCCCCAGCUUGUUGGGCGUUUCCAGGUGACCUCAUCUAAGGAACCAGCUGAGGCUCUUCCCCUGCAACCAACAUCCCCAACUCUGUCCAGUUCCCCGAAGCCUCCAACCCCUCAGCUGACCUCGGAGAGCUCAGACACAGAGGACAGUGCUAGAGAUGGGCCAGAGGCCAGGGAGGCUCUGGCUGAGAGUGACCGUGCAGCGGAAGGCCUGGGGGCUGGAGUUGAGGAGGAAGGGGACGAUGGGCAGGAGGCCCAAGUGGAGGGCAGUCCCCCACCCCUGAGCCAUCCCAGCCCAGUGUGGAUGAACUACUCGUACAGCAGUCUGUGCCUCAGCAGUGAGGAGUCAGAGAGCAGUGGAGAGGAUGAGGAAUUCUGGGCUGAACUGCAAAGUCUUCGGCAGAAGCACUUGUCAGAGGUGGAGGCACUGCAGACACUACAGAAAAAGGAAAUCGACGACUUAUACAACCGGCUUGGGAAGCAGCCUCCACCAGGGAUUGUGGCCCCAGCUGCUAUGCUAUCCAGCCGCCAACGCCGCCUCUCUAAGGGCAGCUUCCCCACCUCUCGCCGCAACAGUCUGCAGCGCUCAGAGCCCCCAGGGCCCGUGAAUUCAGAAGAGAAGUUGUAUGUCUCCCUCACACCAGGGGCCACCCUGGAGCUUGUGCUCUCAGAACCUGCUGACCAACAGAAGUCUACAUGGAUGACCCAAGCAGUGAGGGAGUAGCAGACCAGAGGGGCUUGGAGAACACCGUUCCACUGGAGAGAUGAGCCAGACAUGUGGGACUACUUGCUAUAUGGAGAAGGUGUCAGUUCUACAGCCUACUGCCCUUGUCCCUCCUGCCACCUCCUCAGCCAAGGGUCGACCACUAAGCAAUCCCACACAACCCCAGAUGCUUCUAUAGGGUACACUCCCAGCAAGGCAGUGGUAGGAGGUGUCCUCACACCAGAAUUAGCAGCCAAUAAAAAAGGUGGAAAUAGAA